Rhagoletis zephyria (snowberry fruit fly) is the source of this 843-nucleotide messenger RNA. The record is from RefSeq and is a predicted model, not a curated record. Lineage: Eukaryota; Metazoa; Arthropoda; Insecta; Diptera; Tephritidae.
AUGGCGCCGCCGCCUCCACGCGCCCUCGUCAACCCGAACUGCCCCCCUGGUCUGGAGUACCUGACGCAGGUCGACCAGCUGGUGGUCAUUCAGGAGGUGGACAUGCUGCAGGUCUUCACCGGCUACGAGUCGCACAACCGCUACUCGGUGAAGAACGCCGCCAACCAGAACGUCUACUACUGUGUGGAGACCUCGGACGUGCUCACCAUGAACCUCAUGCACUCUGACCGACCAUUCGAGAUCAUUGUGAUGGACAACUUUGGCGUUCCGGUGCUGCGUGCCUCGCGACCCUACCACUUUGGCAGCAUUCUCUGCGGCUGCCCUGAUCUGCUGCAGGUCAGCACUGGCAAUGGCCAGCCCCUGGGCACGGUGCAGGAGCAAUUCAAGUGUUGUGGCUCUCGUUUCACCGUGCACGACGCCAACGGCGGUGUGGUGCUCUUCCUCGAGGGCCCUCCCUGUCGCUUCGACUUUCUUGACACCGAGUUUGAGGUGCUCACCACCGACGAGGCAAAGGUGGGCGCCGUCACUCGCCAAUUUCCGGGCUUCUUUAAGGAACUCUACACUAAGGCUGAUGUCUUCGGUGUUCACUUCCCCGUUGACCUCCAGGUGGAGGUGAAGGCUCUCCUUCUCUGUAGCACUUUCCUCAUUGAUUUCAUGUUCUACCAGCAAAAGGACAACGAAAAGAAUGAUGGCGGUUUCGGUGGCAGCAGUAGUAAUGACAGCAACAAUGAUCGUGGCCGCAGUCGCAGUCCUCGCCGAUCCGUUAGCCGCAACUCUCCCGAUGUGGACAUGAACAUGGGGCUAGGCAACUCAAUGGACGUCGACAUGAACAUGGGCCUGUGA